Molecule: messenger RNA, 855 nt
Organism: Aspergillus eucalypticola CBS 122712
Lineage: Eukaryota; Fungi; Ascomycota; Eurotiomycetes; Eurotiales; Aspergillaceae
Exons: 11
Coding region: 1-855 (284 amino acids)
Source: RefSeq, a predicted model, not a curated record
AUGAGAAAACUCAGAUAUGCAACUGCACAUCUUCACCGAUCUCUCUGCUUCUCUUGGGCUGAGACUUACCAUCAGCUAUGCUCAUUUAGCAAAGUUCUAGAAGGUCUGCGAAAACUUGUUCUGUUUGCAUGGAACAAACCAUUGGCCGGCCCUCGAGGCUUCAGGCCAGCGGUGAACCAAGGAGUGUCUUGGAUGGAGAGAAUCAAUGCUCCAACUGUCCCUAUAGAUUACUUGCACCCCUCUGGGGGAUUGCAGGCUCCGGGCUCAUCGAGGCCACCUUCGUUCCACCGCCCAUCUGGAGUUACCCACGACCAGGGUCGCGAUGCAAUACCACCAGAUCAGACGCCUGCUGAUGAUGACAUCUUGGCUCUGCAGGCCGGGCUAGAUGAGACUGGCUCGGCGAGGCGGAUAUUUGAGAGGUCUCAGACCAACGGGAAGCCGCAGCUCGCUCUUGUAUCACCAGAAGCUGCGUUUCCGCCAGCUAAUAAUUUCCAUCGGAUCUCAGGGUUUUGGAAUGGGAAAGUAAAAGGAACUGGCCUCGAUUGUCUCACAUCCGCUCCAGCCGAUGAAUGCCGACGGGCAUUGGUAACCAGAUUUGACGACUCAAGAAGUACGACAGGUUCUCUGGUGGUUAGUGGAUGGGUAAACCGCGACAGGGGGGCUGGUCUGAGAAUGGCAGAGGAAAAACUCAAUUCAAGACAAUGGGAAAUUACUCAGGCUGCCACACGGUAUGUUCUAGGCUUGUUUGGGGGGCAAGGAGGGGAGUCAUCGCAUGUGUUUGUGAAACGUGAUGCUCAGGCUGGGAGCACAGAGGGAAGGAGUUGGAUGGAUGAAGAUGAAAGAGACAGUAGAUAG